CUUUUUCCCAUCAAAACAUUUAUUUUUACUCUGUUUCAGUCUAAAGCAGAGUGAAAUUUCAAAUUUGCACUGUUUUAGAGUUGGAAUGUAAGAUGAACUUCGCAUUUCACGCCACAUUUCACUCUAAUUACAUUUGGUACACUCUGCAUUUCAUUUUAAACGCCGUUUCAGGUUAGAAUUUGAUAGUCUUGUCCAUCCUUUAUAUAGUUAAAAAAGGCCACAAGAAAUCAAACUAAAACUAGCAAUAGUCCAUCACUAUUCACUAUUCAUUAACAAUAUGUAUCAAAGGAUAAUGUACUUGAAAGCAUUAGUGUUGUGCCUUUCGACAUGUAUUGCUUCCGCCGCCCCAUCAAAAUCCGUACGUUUCCAGGUCACGGGAAACGUUUAUCCUCAAGGGUUAUAUACCGUAAAAUUAAGCCUUGGCAAAGACAAGAAACCCUACUUUCUUGAUAUAGACACCGGCAGUGAUCUUACGUGGGUUCAGUGUGACGUUCCAAACGCGAAAAACCAUCGUGCCCCUAGCGCUCCUUACAAGCCUAAGCAAAUAAUCCGGGCAGCAAAUGCAAUGUGUAAAGCCGUUGAAUUGAUUUCCGUGAUAAAGAACUCUCCGAACGCAAAGCGGUGCGAUUACUCGAUUAAGUAUGUGGACAAGUCCUCGACCCUUGGCUUGCUCGUUGCCGACAUGGUCAAUCUUCAGUUCACCAAUGGCACCACCACGUCCCUCCCGUUUGCCUUCGGAUGCGGUUAUAACCAGCAGCCAGGGUCGAAUCCGCCACCAAACGCUGACGGGAUCCUCGGCCUCGGCAAAGGCAAGACCGGCAUUUUAACCCAACUGGGAAAACUUGGCGUCACACGAAACAUCGUGGGCCACUGUUUUAGUAGUAUUAAUGGUGGUGGCUACCUUUCGUUGGGAGAGCUUCCUUCUACUCAGGGGGUCGUAUGGGUGCCUGUAUCGACCAAUUCAGGCAACUACGAUUUGGGAAAGGCAGGAUUAAUGCAGGUUGGUGGACAACCUUCUAAUGAUAUGAAUGGCCUUGACAUAGUUUUUGACAGUGGAAGUACUUUCACUUACUUGACUUCUAAACCCUACAAAGCUCUUGUUUCUCUGGUAAAACCAACCUUAGCUCCGGUAAAGGAUGCAGCCCUUCCGGUUUGCUGGAAAUCAUCAACGGGUAAACCCUUCAAAUCUGUAACGGAGGCGGCUGCCAACUUUAAACCUUUGAUUUUAAGCUUCCCGAACAACGUUAAGUUUCAAAUGGAUCCAUCGUCUUACCUUAUUGUCACCACAAGUGGAAACGUGUGCUUAGGCAUCUUGAAUGGAGCUGAAAUCGGUUUAACAAAUCAGAAUGUGAUUGGAGACAUUUCAUUUCUGGAUAAACUGGUGAUCUACGAUAACGAGAAUGGGAAGGUUGGAUGGGCUAAUGCAAAGUGCACAUCUUAAACUUUGUUUUUUUUUUUUUCUUUUUU
Striga asiatica is the source of this 1467-nucleotide messenger RNA. The record is from the annotation of a GenBank genome assembly. Lineage: Eukaryota; Viridiplantae; Streptophyta; Magnoliopsida; Lamiales; Orobanchaceae.